This is a messenger RNA of Phacochoerus africanus (Common warthog), 1825 nucleotides long. It is a transcript of the gene OLFML3, whose product is annotated as olfactomedin like 3. The record is from RefSeq and is a predicted model, not a curated record. Gene Ontology annotation, biological process: signal transduction. Lineage: Eukaryota; Metazoa; Chordata; Mammalia; Artiodactyla; Suidae.
GAGAUCCAGAAAGAGAGGAGGCACCGCCCCCAGCCCGCCUCCAAAGCUAGCCCCGCCGCCCGCUAGAGUGGAGGAGGCUGGCCGCAGGACUGCACGCUGCCCGGCCCUGCUCUCCCGCUGCCAUGGGGCCCCACACUCCUGUCCUCAUCCUGGUCCUUUUGUCGUGGUCGGGACCCAUUCAAGGACAGCAGCAGCACCUUGUGGAGUACAUGGAACGCCGACUAGCUGCUUUAGAGGAACGGCUGGCCCAGUGCCAGGACCAGAGUAGUCGGCACGCUGCUGAGCUGCGCGACUUCAAGAACAAGAUGCUGCCGCUGCUGGAGGUGGCCGAGAAGGAGCGGGAGGCGCUGAGAACUGAGGCUGACACCAUUGCGGGGAGAGUGGACCGUCUGGAGCGGGAGGUGGACUAUCUGGAGACCCAGAACCCAGCCUCACCCUGUGUGGAGGUUGAUGAGAAGGUGACCGGAGGCCCUGGGACCAAAGGCAAGGGCAGAAGAAGAAAUGAGAAGUACGACAUGGUGACAGACUGUGGCUACACAAUCUCUCAGGUGAGAUCAAUGAAGAUCCUGAAGCGGUUCGGUGGCCCAGCUGGUCUAUGGACCAAGGAUCCACUGGGGCCCACAGAGAAGAUCUUCGUGUUAGAUGGGACCCAGAAUGACACGGCCUUUGUCUUCCCAAGGCUGCGUGACUUCACCCUUGCCAUGGCUGCCCGGAAAGCUUCCCGAAUCCGGGUGCCCUUCCCCUGGGUAGGCACGGGUCAGCUGGUAUAUGGUGGCUUUCUUUAUUAUGCCCGGAGGCCCCCUGGAGGACCCGGCGGGGGUGGUGACUUGGAGAACACUUUGCAGCUCAUCAAGUUCCACCUGGCAAACCGCACAGUGGUGGACAGUUCGGUGUUCCCAGCAGAGGGUUUGAUCCCCCCGUACGGGCUGACGGCAGACACGUACAUAGACCUGGCGGCUGAUGAGGAGGGCCUUUGGGCUGUCUAUGCCACCCGGGAGGAUGACAGGCACCUGUGUCUGGCCAAGUUAGACCCACAGACACUGGACACAGAGCAGCAGUGGGACACGCCAUGUCCCAGAGAGAAUGCGGAGGCUGCCUUUGUCAUCUGUGGGACCCUGUAUGUCGUCUAUAAUACUCGCCCGGCCAGUCGGGCCCGCAUCCAGUGCUCCUUUGAUGCCAGCGGCACCCUGACCCCUGAGAGGGCAGCACUGCCUUAUUUCCCCCGCCGAUAUGGUGCCCAUGCCAGCCUCCGCUAUAACCCCCGAGAGCGCCAGCUCUACGCCUGGGAUGAUGGCUACCAGAUUGUCUAUAAGCUGGAGAUGAGGAAGAAAGAGGAAGAAGUGUGAGGGAGCUGGUCUUUGUUUUCUGAAUCUCCUUCGCCUCCAUCCAUUUCUAUCCCUCCCAAAGUUUCUGCUCCUCAUUCUCCAGAUGUGCGCAAGUUGCGAUUCAAAUCUCCUCUUUUUAGCCAAUGGAAACCAAACUCUCAUUGCCCCCUCAUUUCACAUGGGACUCCAGAUCUUGAGGAAUCCCUUUGGAGCUGAGAGAGAGAAAGCCCGCAGCAUUCACUCCUGCUCUCCUGCCCCCUAUCGAAGAAUUUCAAGCCAGUGAAAGAUGACUCAGACCCAGAGCUCUGACCCUUGUAGGGGGGCGACCCUGGUGAACAGGCCACAGAUUCUUUUUUGCACAGUGUGAGUCAGGGGAGAGAGGGCUGGGAGGAGACUUUGAACUCUGCCCCUCUCUCCUUUCUCCCUUCAGUGCCCUAAAGAAGGAGACUCAGACUCGUUUGUACUGCGGCGUUUUGCAUUAAAAGGAAAAUCCUCUGCUC